Molecule: messenger RNA, 6329 nt
Organism: Pygocentrus nattereri (red-bellied piranha)
Lineage: Eukaryota; Metazoa; Chordata; Actinopteri; Characiformes; Serrasalmidae
Gene: tmem170b
Product: transmembrane protein 170B
Exons: 3
Coding region: 394-867 (157 amino acids)
Biological process (GO): negative regulation of canonical Wnt signaling pathway
Cellular component (GO): plasma membrane
Source: RefSeq, a predicted model, not a curated record
CGGUUUGCGAACUGAGCGGCUUUUCGGUUAAAACUCAUUUUCAGUUUUCAUUCAUAAACCGCCGCUGUGUUUACCGCGUGCCCUCGCCUUUAAGGGGGACGGCGCCUUUAAGCGUUAUGUAGACAGAACCAGGCAAUGUAGGGCGACCGUGCGUGCGCGUGUUUGCGUGUGUGUGUGUGUGUGUGUGCGCGCGCGCGCGCCGAGCUCGCCUGCCUUGCUGUAGCCAUGAUGGCCCCCAAGCAGCCGCCGCUGCUCUCAGCUGUGGAGAAACGAAGCGGCGGCGCUUCCCUGCCCCGGCCAGAGAGCGUGAAGCCGAAGCAGAGGCACCGGUAAAGAAGAGGGGCGGAGGGGGAGGGAAAGAAGAAGCCUCCUCAUGCCACCCCGGUCUCCUCCAUGCCUUCGCCCAAAGCCUCGUUCAUCCAUUUGACAAAGAGGGGUGCGAGCCCGGGCGGCGGCGGCGGCGGCGGCGGAAACAUGAGCAAGGAUUACUCCGUUAAUCUGUCCGUGCAGCAGGUGCUGAGCCUAUGGGUGCAGGGCACCGUCCCAACGCUGCAGCACUUCACAGAGAUGUGGUACUGGGUGUUCCUGUGGUGUCUGUUCUCCUCUCUCUUCGUGCACGGAGCCGUGGGGCUGCUGAUGUGUGUGAUGCUACAGAGGCACAAGCGCGGCCGCCUCAUCACGCUGGUGCUGAUCAGCGCCGGCUUCAUUGCCUCGCUCACUGGAGGGGUCAUCACCAGUGCGGCGGUGGCGGGGGUGUACCGAGUGGCGGGAAAAGACAUGGCUCCUCUGGAAGCUCUGGUGUUUGGGGUGGGCCAGACCACUCUCACCAUCAUCAUCUCCUUCUCCCGCAUCCUGGCCACUCUCUGAAUGGACAUGUUCAGUGACUGGGUUACCCAACAGCCAGCCAGCUGGCAGAAGAGGUGGGCCGAGACACGUGAAGUGGAGCCUAUGAGAUGUGUGGAUGUAGCUAAGAUGCUGGAGGUGAGGGUUUAGCUGCUUUAGGCUUGAUGGAGAAGAUAGUGCAGGCCACGUCACAUGCCAAGAGAGGUGUCUUGUGCUCUACCAGGAUGGCGAAAUGGACCUCCAUGCAGGCCUGCGAACGGGCAGCUCUCAGAGGAUUGAAGCCUCUCUGGAUCAAAAGCAGCACAGUGGUGGGUCGCUGGUCAAUUACAGAAACUCAAUCAAUGUGCCAACUGCCUUGACGACUUACAGGGAACCGUUAGCGGAAAGCUGAAGUUAUUGUCUUUGGAAGUUCGUCCAUAUUCGUUUGUUUCUCCAUUGCACUUCGGGGAGGUAUUUUCUGUCGAAACUGUAUUGGACGGUCUUGUUCAACUUCAGCCACUGUUGAGCCAGAGCUGUAGAGCCAGAGCUAGCACUUGAGGACUACUGAGAGGUUACAAACGCCAAUUACACUUACCACAUAUAACGAACUGGACAUCCUUAAUCAUUCCUGUUUGUUGUAUGAUUACAUUUUACAGUAUAGCAGUGUGGAUACGCGCUAAUUACAGCAUAUUUAUCUUCUUAAGAACGAAUGGCUUAUGCUUUGCACUUUCUAAAUGUUGGUAACUCUACCGGACCUAAAAGACAUGUAAUCUGUGGAUGAUGUUGGGGUACUGCUGUGAUACUGUACAAAAUCCGUCACUCUUUACCAUAAGGACUCACUCACAAUUAAUCCAGAUUACACCGGAACCUGCUCUUAACAAAAGGACAGAUUCAUCAUAGAAAUAUAUUGAAAUAUAUAGUAAUUAACUUUCCUAAGAAGUGAAGGGCGGUUGAUCACAUCCCUUCGUUUUCUCCAGCAGUUAAACGUUCAGAUUAUUUUCUGUUGUUCCUGUGUCAUGAUGUCCGUAGUGAACAACGACAAUAUGGUUUACAACCAGAAAUGCAAAUAAUCUCUGCCAUAAAACACCUUGAAAUUGAUAGUUUGGUCAAAAAUGGUAGCAUUGCUAGCAAGCAAUGGAAGCUAACAGGACAGAAAACCAACAGUUAGCAGAGCUGGGCUAACUGCUGGCUUUUGUGCCUCGCUAGCUUGCAUUUAUUGUCAACCCUGUUAUCAUUUUGGCUAAAUUACUCCUGUAAGAGAACAGAUCAGCGUACACCUCCUUUAGGACAGCUUAUUCUAGAAUUGACACAUUUCAAAGUAAUGGUUGAUUGUUUUUAGCCAAUAAGGGAACAGUGGAAGGGGCUAUUUCUGAGGUGCUGGGUAGGUUUAAAGCCUGAAUCAGGGAUUCUGUGUUGGCUAAGGCUUAGCUGUAACUGGCUUUGUGGUCAAAAAUCAGCGGGCCAUCUACAGCAAUUCCUGAUUGCAGCUUUACAGUAACCAUUAGCCGUUCUAAUUCCCAGAAAUGAUUAGCUAUGUAGCUACAUCCUAGACCAUUCUCUCCAGUUCUUGCUGAAUCACCAGCAUUGCAUUGCUUGCUUGGAGUUCAGGCUCAUUAUUUGCUCAAGUGAAUGUGGUGAUAACUCAUGUUUAUUAGUGGCCCCUGUCUGAAAAGCAGUGUCAUUACAUUUGUAUGAAAUCUGGUGUUGAGUCAUGUCGCUAUAGGUUUUGAAUAUCCCUAUAGUCCAUAUGAAUUCUGAGAGGCUGGAUUGCAUAUGCAGACUCUCUUUCCUUUUUACCUCAGGCCUUAAAGGCAUGACUACAGCCUUUGUUUUAUGUGGAACCCAGUGUGAAUUUGGUCUGUCUCCUUGCAGAAGGGUGCACUGCUGCUUAAGAGGUCCUUGUAGACUAUUGUGCGCCUUAUCUCCACUCAGUGAAGCGAUUCCACUCCCUUUACCUGAACGUUGUGACUUUCGAAUUCUUUUCGCACCCCGCUUCUGGAAAUGUCAGUAAGUAAAUGGCCGCCUGCCUCCUUGCCAGUACAGUUUAGAUGUACGACCCUGUAAAUUGCACUGCUGAUUUUGCCUUCCCUGUGUUCGGCAUUUACUGGGCCCCCGUGGGUUUGGGACUGUGCAAGAAUAGCACCAUCCUAAAGGAUCAGGAAGGUUUGUUAUGUUGUUGUUUCUAUGUUUUUUUGUAUUUAUAAUCUUUUCUUAAAGGGGAUUCGAAGGAAAGCAGUAUCGCACACUGGCACUGCUGUGUUGGUUUGAAUGGAAGGACAGACUUGAAUGUGACAAUGUGCAAUGACAACAUUAACCUUUUUACAUUAAACCACGGCUGUUUAUCGUAUAUCCAGUAAGAAACCACAGACCCAAAGGGGAAUUUCUUUGUGAUUCAUUGCCUGAGAUGUAAACAAAAUUAUUCAGAUUAUUCGUUAAUGUGAUAGGCUACAUUCUGGAGAAACUUACUGACUCAAAUAUCUUACAGUGGUGGCGAUGGGAAGCAUGAGUUGCAAUGUCUAUAACACAGAUAUAAUCAUUUUCUUUACUAUCCAAAAUGAUCAGCGUGUGAUGGUAAAAUAGUAGUGGUAAAUCUGAAAUCUGCCUAUUUCUCUUUACCACACUCUGUAUGCACCCCAGAUCAGAGAUCUGGUUCCUAUCACUACCACUGUGAACAAUUCUGACAAAGUUUCUCUAGAACAGAACAUUUCACAUCAAACUACUCUUAAUGACUUUUUUUACCUCUUAACCAUUAAAUUUUUCAGACGUUUUGAGUCAUUUUCAGUAAUAACUUUAACUGUAAACUGUUAUAUAAAGCAUAUUCUAUAGGUUCCUAAUCAUUUACCAAUAUGACUGUGACAGUUAAAUGUAUUGCCAGUUGUUAACAGCUUUUACAUUUUACAUUGUGUUUAAUGCCCCAAACCAGAAAUUGCUGCAGUAGUGCCACCGACUGGCUAGUCCUGAAGGAACUUUCAGCAAUUCCUGACUGGAACAUUUAAGGAAGUACAAGUUUUUUUUUUUUUUUUUUUUAUGAUAUACAGUACUGUGCAUUUUUUUUCAUUUUCAAUCACAAAGGCCAUUAAGUGAAACUUAUUCAUUUUCAGCAUAAAAAAAGAAGUAAAACAUUUUACAGAUAUUUAACCGAAUUACACAGAAGCCUCCAACUCUAAGUAAACUAUCAACAUUUUGAGUAUUUAAUUUGCCUCCUCUUUACUUUUUUUCACCAUACUGCCACAUUAACUCUUCCAUCAGUUCGAUCUUAAAACCGACCAGUUACAGCUUCAUUCUCCCAACAAAAGUCACAUUAUGUUCCCCUCAAAGAGACAGACAUUCACACAAGCUGCUACACAAACACACCUUAUCUGCCUUGCUAAUUUCUUUCUCACGCGCAUCUAAAAUGGCUAAAGGAGAUAUUUCUUAGAUUAGAUAUACAAUAACCCACUUGCACAAGGAACCCACUUCCCUUUGUAAAGCGAAAGGAAAAUAAGUGAGGAAAAAUGAGUUUUGGAAAGUUACUAAUGACCUGGAUUAAAAAAAAUAGGACUCCGAACAACUAGACCUGGUAGACCACCUUAAAACUUUAAUCUUUGAAAGAGAGGGGAGAAAAUCAAGCUCCACUGUUGCUUCAGAACUGAUAAAGUCCACAGAUGUUUCUGUCCAUCCUUCCACUGUGAGAAGACAACACCAUGAGUCUGAAAGGAUGUGUAGCUGUCAAGAAACCAUUACUGAGAACAGUCAAUAGACAAAACCAGAGGAAAUUAGCACUAGAACACCUAAACUGGACAUCUGAGAUAUGCAGUGAAGAUAUAUAUACACACACAUUAUGGCUUAGGAUUCACUGAAUGGAUUGUAUACAGUUAACAGUUAAUUUAAAGUAUCAAUUGUUUGUUGAUUGUAUUCAAAUACAUAUGUGCACUAAAAACUGUAUUCAAAUUCAGGUUUUGUGCAGAUAUGUUUUGAAUAUAAAUCUACUUCAGUUGUGUAAUGCUUGAAUCUGUCAGUGUCGUAUCUUGUGCCAUCACAAUGAUGGUCAUAGCACCUCAAGCUUUUGGCCGGAAUAUACACAGAUGGAACUGUUAACUUUAUUUAAGCAACUUGACACAAGAUUUACUUUUCUGAAAUCACAAGUGACUCAUGUCACACAUUCAUAGCCAGAGAUGUGAAGUCUCUGUUCAUGCAUUAGUGUUUCUUUAAGCCAAAGUAUUCUCUAAUUUCAGCUUUAGCCAGUUUUAUUGAUUCAUCGUUGCUGUGAUCUAACUUAUUUAUAUAAAAUGAUGCUUGUUUGAUUUUUUUUUAGCACAAUAUUUCCAACUUUUCAUCCCUCUUUAUUAGUUUGGAUACUGUGAAAGACUUUCAGACAUCUCAUGCUGAUCCUUGUACAUUAUGAAGGCACUAGAAGGCCAUUGCCAUUUAUUUAUUUCCCAACUUAUGUAACUGUCAUUGUUCACCUUCAGUACCACGUGGGCCCAGGAGAGGGCGCCAGUGUGCUGUAAACAGAGGAGAAGGGAGCUAUCCCAGGUUGCAGUAGCAGGCUGCUUGCUGAGUGGUAGAGUGAGAUAUGAUUGUAGUUUCUGAAUUCAGCACGUGUUACAGUAUGGCUACAUGACUCGGUGCUUGGGAAGCAGUUUCAGACGGACCUGAUUGUCCUACAUGAUUUUCCUCUCAUCCAUGAAGAUGUUCCAAUGAAGAGGGUCUUGAUUUUGCCUGAGCAGUAACCCAGUGCUGCCAUACAAAGGCAAAGUGCAGUCACUGCAGAAUUCAGGCGUCUGAAGAUCAGCUUUAUUUUGUGACCGAAAGUUCUCGGUCCAGCCAGGCCUUCGUUUUAAAGAAGCGUCAGGGACAGAGUGUGAACAUAUUUGGCAAGACAACAGAGCAGUGACGCUGUUUUUGCUUCCUCAGUUUCACUGGUGACAGGUGCUGUUUGCCUUUGCCACUGCUGCAUGUACCACCUAGCUAAAGAUGUCUUAAAGGGGAAUUCCACCAAUGUUUCAAAAUUUCUGCACACUUAAAUGGUUAAUAUGUAAACAAGGUCAUUCCCAUGUGGAAAUCUGAUAUAUGGAACAUAUGUUCCUAUGUCAUAAGGGGUCAGAAUAUAUGUACAUAUAUACAUUUGGACAUAUAAGCAUAAUAUAUGGAUCAUACAUAUAUCCAAAUGCAUCCCUCUACGGUUAUAAUUGUUACUAUCUUUUCUGUUUGCUUUUAAAUGUCACAUCAUUUAAUGUCAGAAAACAGUUGAUUGCAUAGUUUAUAAUGAGCUUAGUUAUGUAGCAGUUCUACUAAUUUUCACUAUAUUAGGAAAUAUGUGGAAGAACCUUGUGUAACGUGAAUCUAUCACGUAUGAGUGUUAUAUGCCAUCUAUAUAUGCGUGACAUUUUCUAUCAUAUGUUGCUAAAAAUAUGUUUAUGUGCCUAUGCAUAUAUAGCUGAAAUAUAUGUCCCAUCAUUUUUGGAAAUGGCCAAUUAAAAAAAAAAAACAUUCAGACAAAUUCAGACAAAUAAGUGGAAUAUAAA